UUAGUACUUUUAAAAAUGUCCCCCUGCACAUGCAUGUACAGCGUGCCAGUAUGCCAGUUCGAUGUGCUGUGUUACACAGAGAGCGGCGAGGGCGGCGGGCUGGCGAGCGCGACGUCCGCGUGGCUGUGGGCGAGCGCGGGCGGCGCGUGCGCGGUGCUGGCGCUGGCAGCCGCGCUGGCGCUCUCACUGUGCUGUCGUAGGCACAGCCCGCCACUGUCUCCGGACACCAGCACGUACCAGAAGGCAUCAGCGUCAGCGGCCAUCAAGCCACCAGACCUGUGGAUCCACCACGACCAGAUGGAGCUAAAACACAUGGAUAAAAGUCUGCACAGCUCCGCCAGUAAGAUAUCAGCUGGCAGUGUGGACGGGCCAAACGCACUGGUAUCAUCAACACUGACGCUGGGGCGCGCACCCCCCGCGGAGUACGAGCCCGCGCGCCACGCCCCGCACGCGCCCCACGCCCCGCCCCCCGCCUCCCUCGACCGCAGACACUACGUGCCCACGUAUGUAGAUGCGCGGCGGUCGCCAUCUUGCGGCGGGAGCGACGACACCGCCAUCUUGCGCGCGUCGCCCGCCUCCGCCACCAGCCGGCGCUGCGAGCGCUGCGAAUACAGAGCGAUGACGGGUGUGGGCGUGGGCGUGGGCUGCGCGUCCACGUGCGAGAGGCGGCGUCACGGCUUACCAGACCAGGUGACAUAUAUAACCAAAAACUAUUUGCUAAAGAAAUCUCUUAGUAUAGCUUUCUUGUAAUUAACGACACUAAAGGACACCAAUACUAAUGU
Molecule: messenger RNA, 782 nt
Organism: Papilio polytes (common Mormon)
Lineage: Eukaryota; Metazoa; Arthropoda; Insecta; Lepidoptera; Papilionidae
Gene: fra
Exons: 5
Coding region: 16-750 (244 amino acids)
Cellular component (GO): membrane
Source: RefSeq, a predicted model, not a curated record